Molecule: messenger RNA, 780 nt
Organism: Penicillium longicatenatum
Lineage: Eukaryota; Fungi; Ascomycota; Eurotiomycetes; Eurotiales; Aspergillaceae
Product: DUF3716 domain-containing protein
Exons: 1
Coding region: 1-780 (259 amino acids)
Source: RefSeq, a predicted model, not a curated record
AUGAUUGGAACCAUCAACAAAGCCCCAGGAGGGCUUUCCAAAGCCAUUAUGACAUUACCGUGGACCGUGGCUAGGAAAGGAAACAUCAUCAAGUCCGAACUUCUCAAAGCUUUAAUUUUGAAGACCCCUAUCCGUGAGCCAGUCCUGCGAGCGAGCAGAGACUGGUCCAAUAAAAGGCUUCAGGAGCAGGUCAGCAAAGCCCUUGCAAAUGCAGAGUCCGCCGUCAUCCAGACAGUCGGUCGGGUCCCAACACAAAAGUGCAAACCGUGCUCCAAUGAUCUGGGUCCCUGGACACAAUGCGUUGUCAUUGAUGACAUGGGUCAUCUUAUCAAGGCUUGUGGAAACUGUCACUGGCGGAAGAAAGACACCCGUUGUGAUUUUUGCAAAUCCGUGCGUUCCCCAUCCUCACAGGGCGCAGAAAAAAAGGCGCUUCUUUUUGCUGCCCCUGCCGCUCCCAUCACACCCGCUACCCCAAUGGUAACUGCACAGCCUCUUGUGUUUGACGCCGAAAAAGAAGCUCUGUAUGAGCGCAAUCAUUUCCUUGAAGGGCAGGUUCGCCAUCUUGAGGCGCAGAUCCUUGUUCAUUGCUCCCACAUCCGCACUCUGGAAGCCAACCAAUUCCUCCUUGAAGACACUGGCCAAUUGAUUCGAACCGCGUCCCGAAAAAACCCCCGGUUCCUAGAAGGUGAACUCAAUGAUCUAGCAAUGAUUCUCCACAGCAACAGGAUGACUCUUACCAAGGACCGAAACUGCAUGGAUGUCUCUGACAAUGAGGAAUAG